UCAACCACUUCCAACCAUCGUCUUGACGCGUUGUAUGCAUCAAAAGAAACCAGACGAACAAUGUGUUGUAGCGUCUCGACGUCGCAGGCUCCCACCGCCGCCUGCGUUGUAGCAUGCAUCUCGCCGGAACUUGGAGCCUUUUGCUUUCUCCACGCCUCCGCACGCAACGUCGACGGGCGCCGGCAGCGGUUUCGGCUCACUAACAGGCAGCCGCUUCUGAUGGACUGGGAGUGGCAGAGGCAACGAUGAACACAUUUCGCUAAAGAUGCCGUAGCUAUGUUGGUGCAGUGGCGUUGAAGGAUCGUGCACGGC
This is a messenger RNA of Baudoinia panamericana UAMH 10762, 312 nucleotides long. RefSeq lists its product as uncharacterized. The record is from RefSeq and is a predicted model, not a curated record. Bases 61 to 249 code for a protein of 62 amino acids. Lineage: Eukaryota; Fungi; Ascomycota; Dothideomycetes; Mycosphaerellales; Teratosphaeriaceae. The transcript has a single exon.